Molecule: messenger RNA, 3467 nt
Organism: Amoebophrya sp. A120
Lineage: Eukaryota; Dinophyceae; Syndiniales; Amoebophryaceae
Source: the annotation of a GenBank genome assembly
CAAAAACGGAGGUGCUUGCUGUUCGUGCUCAUGCCACAUUCAUAGAAAGUCCGUCGUUGUCGUGCUAAUUCGCUAGUAUUGUCGCUGUGCUAGUCUGGGAGGUCUGGUCUGUCUUUCGUCGUUUUCUCAUGCCGGAGAGUUCGUUUAUCGUUGCCUCGUCGGACGAUGUUUUGGCGACUGCACCAGGAGCUGCAGGACGGUGGUCUAUCGCCCCCACGGGGGUGCGUAGACCUGGACGAGGAGCUCGCACAGGAUGCAGCAUUAGCUCCCGGCGGUGGUCCCGUUUACGGCAACAGCAGAAGGUGGUCCAAACGAGCAUUCUUUCGAAGCAAAGGAGAUUGCCAAACGCUGGACCACGACGCGAGGACCAUGAUCAUCUGCGAGAUCAUCAGGAACUGCAAGCAGCACCUCGGGCGGGAACGGGAUCCUCGUACAUCAGCGCUGCCACUCGGUGUUCACGUUGGAUGGGUGCGGGUAGUUCUUUCAUUCUGGGUGUUGAUAGGCGUAAUUUUAUCCCUCGUACCCAGCGCCGCAGGGUUAUGGCGUUCUCAACUGUUACAUCCUCAACUGUUACACAGAUUUGUAAUGCAAGAAUAGCAAAAGUGAAAGGAAGGACCUUGCGCGUCGUGCAUGACAGAUUUGGCACAGAUUCUUAGCCUGUUUGGCCGUCUGAGAAUUUGCCAUGCGAAGCAGCUUGGUGGCGUUCAUAGUCAAGGCGAUUCUGCAUGACAAAUCAUGUAACAGUUGAGAAUGUAACAAUUGAGAACGCCAUAAGGGUGGCUCGUCGAGUUCGACCGGAUCGCCAGCUGGAACGAUACCAGCUUUCAAACACAGUAUGAAAUGCAAAUACUCAUAUAGGUCUGGGUCUCGAAGGAAGAUGCAACUUGUAAUGCUAUUUUUGGAUUCUAAAAAAAUCUGUAUUGCAUGAAAGGCAAUAGAAGUCCAGGUUUUGCCACGUGGAGAGGGCAUUUCUCAUGCAGGAUAUGCAUCGCGAAGCACUCAGAAAAUCCGUGAUGCUAGGGCAUACAUCACAGCCAUCAUGGGUCAUGCCGGACUAGCAUGACAAAUCCCGGAAUCUUCCAGACCCAGACAUUUUUGCAUUUGAUACACAGACGUGCUCUGCAAAACUGUUUCUGGACAGAUCGGACCUCGUCGACGCAACACAACACAUACCAUCAACAUGCUUUGCAGCUCCUCCGGCGUCAACAACAUCUGCAGAGGACCAGGUUGUAGGUGGGGAGAUGACCACAGUACUAGAGGAAGGCGGCGGUGACUUCUCGACAAGAAGGGGCGCACCAGCGACCGGGUCGUCGUGGUCACCCGGGGCUUCUUCUUCUGCCGAGCGGGCGAUGGACGCGAAAUUGCACCGGUUGUACGACCUGGCGUGCCAAAAUUGUGCGUACUUCAUGCAAUCAGAGGUGAUUCUAGGACAGAAUCACGACACCACGACCGGCGACCAGCCCCUCGAUGUCGAGCGGCUCGAAAAGUACGAGCUGCGUCCCACCCUACAGGGCUGCCAGUUCCACGACGAGAUGGCCUCUCUGGCGCGCGAGCUCUUCCCAGAGCUGGGUAAAAUGCUGGGUAUUUCCGUCACCAUCGUAACGCCUCUGCAUCUUGCGUCGGACAGCGACCUGCUGCACCCAAGUAACCGUAUGUACUACAAGGCCGCGACGUUUAGCUCCCACGCGCAGCGGGUACCGCCGGACUUGGUCGUCCCGGAGCGAAGAAGAGCAUCUCCUACCGGAGGUCGUGCAUUAGGAACGAGAACAUCUUCAUUGCACUUCGAGCCGGAACAAGAUGUUGAAGCAAGAAGGGCCCCCGUCGGAGCUCCUGCUGACAUUUCUCCAGGCAGCUCGUCGACGCCGCAGGAACCUUCACGUAAUCAUCCAGGCAGCGGAGGGGGGAUGGGCAUAAGUGAUUUCCUUCACGACGACCGCGCCUUUCAAGAGGAGCUGAUUGCUCGGCUAGGGCGCUUGAACUUUUGCGAGGUGAGCUUUUUCGCGGUGUGGGCGUUGGUGGCUCAGUGGUACGUCGUGCGAAUUUCAGCCUCGUACUUGGCGCAGGAGUACGCGUUUCUGGAUUCCGGGCACGUGUUCGAAAACCUGCGGCACUACACCCAGACCGGUUUCUCCCUGGCGCAGCCGUGGCCGAUUUCUCACCGCAUGAUUCCACUGCAUAUGAACUUCUACGCGUUCACGCGCGGCGGCUGCUGCGUCCCUAGCCAGUGCGCACAGAGUCAGGACCGACUUGUGCUUCGAGUCAAGACGCACUCUCGCUGCGGUAUGCAGUUCACAGACAAAACCUUGGUGAAUCUGUGUCGGGCACGGUACAGCGACAUGAAAACAGAAACGACGUCAUCAUCAUCUGCGAUGACCACAACUCAUGGAUUGAAACCUGUAGUUUUGAGCAGCCCCGAGUUCCCGCCGUCCUGCCCCCCGGCGUCAUUUGGAGGAACGGGCGGGGAGCGCACAAGUAGAUCGGAACAAUCUGCAGCCGAGGACGACAAAUCGGGCGCCACGGCUGUGGUCGAUGGCGCGCCAGCACGGAAGGACGGAAUCGGCGAGGAAAACAAGUAUUUGUUUCGUGUGCGCCGCAAUCAAUGUAGUUACGAAAGCGGUCUUUGGGCCGAGCCAAUGGCGGACCGUUUCAAGUGCAUGAUGACGACCAUCGGGAUCCGGCAGCAGUUCCAGCCCGGCGACACCGUGUUCGACUGGGGCUCCGGUUGCGGCCACAUGCUCACUUGGUUUGCAAAGUACUUCGGAAUACGCGGCUUUGGCAUCGAAAUUCUUGAGCCCGCGGUCCAGUUCUCGCAGGCGUUCGGAGUCGGGAGCUACUGCCAAGCCGAUGGCAAUCGAGGGUUGUCCUGGAUUCCGAACGAGAGCUUUGACCACGUGGUUUCCUGCGGGGCCCUCAUACACGCCGCGCAGCCCUGCGCGCAACUGCAGGAACUACUGUUGAAGGUAAAGGUUGGAGGCACGGCUUGGCUGGGCUGCAUGCCGCUGCUGGAGGACAGAAAAAAUUUGAAACAAGAUGAGGGGCAGGUAGACAAGAAAGAGGACGGCGAAGAUGUUGUUCCCCAUCAUGCUGCAUCGGCUUCAUCAAAAAAGAACGUCGACGCUUCUGAUGUUCAUCACCACCGCGGAGGACACCAAAGUGCGACGCGAAGUGGAGCUACUUAUGCAGUAAGCCAGCUGACGAGGGCGGAGUGGAUCCAGUGUGUAAGGGACGUGAAGCCUUUUCCUGAUCAAACAGAAGAUGCUGAGCUUUCGCGAGAAGACGAAGGGUCUGUCGCACGGAGAACAUCACCAAGGACCGAAGAUUUUUUUUCCGUUAUGGCGGUGCAAGAUCACAUCCUGUUUGAUUCUGAUUCAGAGAUGUAUGCGCUCGAGUUUAGCUACGUGAAGGAGCCAAAUUGGUUCUCCAUGACGUCGGAACAUUUCUCGCUGCUGAUCAAACGCCAAGCGUGA